AUGAGUUUUCUCAGUGAACUGUUAAAGCAAAAAGACAAACUGAAAGAAACUGACACAAUAGUGACUAAAGUAAAUGGGCAAAGAUAUGUACAGAGGGGUAGUGAUGAGAAAAAUACUGAAAACCUUACAUCGUGUUAUGGUUUCGUUGUUGACACAAAACCUGAUAAUGUUCCUGUGUUAGUCAUAGACAAUUUAUAUAUAGGAUCACAAGAUUGCACUACUGAUUUUGUUAUAGAUGCCAAUAAUAUUAAACAUGUACUUAGUUUAGGUAUAAAUGUAUCUGUAAAUGUGAACCACAAAUAUAUAGACUGUUUAGAUUUGCCUGAAACAGACAUAAAAAAAGUACUAAGACAAGGUAUACCAUUCAUAAAACAAGCGAUUGAUAACAAAGAUAAUAUACUAAUACACUGCAACGCAGGUGUGUCUCGUACUUCAAUGAUGGCUAUAGGAUACUUGAUGCAUUGCCAAAAUAUGGAGUUUGAGGAUGCAUACAAAUUAGUGAAAGAGAAACGACCUGUCAUACAACCUAAUGCCGGUUUUAAGAGGCAAUUGAUGGCUCUAAAGCCAGGUCAGGUUAUUUAG
Molecule: messenger RNA, 582 nt
Organism: Achroia grisella
Lineage: Eukaryota; Metazoa; Arthropoda; Insecta; Lepidoptera; Pyralidae
Gene: Mkp
Product: dual specificity protein phosphatase 19
Exons: 1
Coding region: 1-582 (193 amino acids)
Biological process (GO): regulation of MAP kinase activity; protein dephosphorylation
Cellular component (GO): cytoplasm
Molecular function (GO): JUN kinase phosphatase activity
Source: RefSeq, a predicted model, not a curated record